AUGGAGCCCUGCCCACCAUCAAGAAGGUGCUGGAGAAGGGUGCCAAGUCCGUCGUCCUGGCCUCCCACCUUGGACGACCCGACGGCUCCGUCGUCUCGAAGUACUCCUUGGCGCCAGUGGCCAAGAUCCUGGAGGAGAAGCUGGGCAAGCCAGUGGCGGACCCAGGGUCGGGUCCGUAAGCUUGUAGGAAAUCCCUUUAUUAGUACUGCCAGCGCUAAUCCUGCCGCCCCAGCUGCGAGGCGUAUCAAGAUCGAGUGA
Molecule: messenger RNA, 258 nt
Organism: Symbiodinium necroappetens
Lineage: Eukaryota; Dinophyceae; Suessiales; Symbiodiniaceae
Source: the annotation of a GenBank genome assembly